Messenger RNA from Hydatigera taeniaeformis, 183 nucleotides. NCBI's taxonomy places the organism in Eukaryota, Metazoa, Platyhelminthes, Cestoda, Cyclophyllidea, Taeniidae. The record is from the annotation of a GenBank genome assembly.
AUGCCGGCUGGCUGGGCCGCAAUGCUGCGCAAGGCGGGCAUAUCUGUACGCGAACAGCAACAACACAUAGAGGUGAUUUGGAACGCGCUGGAAAUCUGCACCACCAACAAGUCCACUGGGACGGUCAAGUACAUGAAUGACCUAUCCAUCAAUACCAGUACGUUUUAUACCCGUGACUUCUAA